Molecule: messenger RNA, 3279 nt
Organism: Botrytis cinerea B05.10
Lineage: Eukaryota; Fungi; Ascomycota; Leotiomycetes; Helotiales; Sclerotiniaceae
Exons: 4
Coding region: 1681-2643 (320 amino acids)
Source: RefSeq, a predicted model, not a curated record
GUGAAAACGUUAGAUCUUCACAGACCGGUAUGAAAAGAAGCAUGUCCACAGGAGCCGUUGUACGAAACUGUUUCAACCGAAACACCAGGGCACUAUCCCUCUCUGUCUCUGUCUCUCUCUCUCUCUCUCUCCCCCAUCGUACAAGAGCGCAAAAUUCCCCGACGGUUGUGCUCGUGAAUGAGAAUUGUUUCGAGGAGAGAAAAAACGUGUUGGAAGUAAUCAAUCGAUGGUAUGAUUUGAUUCGUCAUCGCAUUCUGAAUAAUCGUCUCAUGCGCAUUAUUCACCUGCAAGCAAGCAAGCAAGCAAGCGCUCACGCCCAUUCAUUCUUGCCCUUCCUCGAUAAUAAUAAAUCGGUGCUUGAAUCAGAAUCGAAAUUAUAAUCUCCAGACUUUUUAUGCUCCUGCUUCCUCAUCUUACAUUGCUCUCUCGACGUCCAAAUCCCAAUUUUACUCGCAUCAAUAUCAUUUCACAUAAUAUCACUUCACAUAAUAAUUUCAUAUCUAUCACCAUCACCAUCACCAUUGACCGCUGCCAACCUACCUACCUACCCCUAGCAGCAUCUACCUACCCGCGAAAAGCCCCAGCACCACCCACCACUUUCCCUCCAAACCCAAAAGGAAAGAGAACCAAUUGCAGCGCGCGGAAGAAGAUCAAACCCCAGCAAAACCGCUCCUCCUCCAAAAAGUCUAGUCUCUGCCAAUCCGCACGAAAUCGUCCAAGCCACCCCUGGCUGGCUCUUGAGUUCAUCUUAAUUAUUUUCGUUCGUGGCUACCUACCUAGCUAGGUACAGUGUAGUGUGGAAAGGAACGAGAGAAAGGAAAGAAAGAAAGAUAGAUUUCUUUCAUGCUCCACGUACUGCGUCUUCAUAUCAUUAAAGAAAUAUUAACACGCUAGCACCGCGAUUGGGAAAUCUCAAAGUUUCUAUUAUCGUAUCCCGUUCACUCUUUCUGGUGGCUGAAUGACGAGUUCGAGGAAAGAUCGCUAAAGGGAAUCUCUUGCCGAUAGAGGAGAGAAGAAGAGAAGAAGAGAAGUCUGAUAUCUCAAUAUAACCUCAAAGAAAUCCGUCGACACCAUCUUUCUGCGCGCCGUGUACGGAAAUUACCCUGGGUUAUUUAAUAUCAAUCCAAUUCCCCCUUCAAUUUUUUAAACUUCAUUCACCAGAAUAUUCUCUCCAUUUCACUCGCUCAUUUAUUCAUUCAUUACCCUUUUGGGUUAUUUUGAUUAGAAAAUAUCCUUGUUAAACAUCAUCAUCCAAUCCUUCUACUUUCCACAAGAAACCCUGGACCAAAGCACUUUCAAAAGUACCCACUAAAUCUUAUUGGCAUCGCUCCACAGUAAACCAACCCCAGUCUCACCCAUCCGUCAAACUUUACUCCGUUGAAAUAAAACCACCUUCUUUUCCGCCAAUCUGGAUAUUGUCCUUUUUACCCACCACCACAACUUUUACAUUCCUUACAACCAGUCUCUCGAGACACUUACACUCCUUCGAGCAGCUUGAAAUUCUUCGAAAGAAUAUAUCCUCACGAGUACAGCAGUGCUGCCAAUCUUUAACGCCAAUUUCAUAACGAAACUCCCGGUCCAAGUACACUCACUCACUUUCUCGAAGAAAGCAACGAAAUUCCAAAAGUCAUCUCAACACAAGGAAAUUUAAAACCCGCAUUACCAUCAACAUCAAUCAAAAUGCGUUCCUCAAUCGCUCUCGCUUCCGUCUGCGCUGCCUUUGCAGCUGCUUCCCCACUCGUCAAGAAGGGUCUUGAGAUCGGCGCUGCCGUUCAAGUCGUCGAGACACAAGUUGAUAUCGUUACAAACGUGGUCAUGGUCACCGUUACUGGAGAGGCCGUCACCGUUACCGCUGGAGCCGAACCUACCCCCGCUCCCGUUAUCGUGACUGUCUCUGCCCCAGCUCAAUCUAGACCUCACAGACACUCUCACUCUCAAGCCGCCCCUGCCCCGGCACCAACCACAACUUCCCAAUCUGUCGCCGUCGUUGUCGUUACUGAAACCCAAGCUCCAGCUACCUAUGCUGCCGCUCCAGCCACCACUGAAGCUGCCGCCGCCCCUGUUGCUACCACUGAAGCUGCUGCCGCUAAGGUUGUUGCUGUCACUACAAGUUCCGCCGCCCCCGUUGAAGCUACUACUGCUGCUGUUGCCUCUGCCACCGAUGCUCUCAGCCCAACUUGUGUCGCUGCACACAACGAUGCUCGUGCUAGUCAUCAAGCUAGCGCCAUGACCUGGAAUCAAACUCUUGCUGACUACGCCGCUCAAGAGGGUAGUUGCACCACAUUUGCCCAUGACUUGACCGCUGGUGGUGGUGGAUACGGACAAAACAUCGCUGUUUCCGGAAACUCUGACUCAGGUGCUUUUACUACCGAAGCUGCCCUCGCUGAUCACAUCAAGCAAUGGUAUGAGGAGGAAUCUCUCUUCGGAUCCUUGUACGGUGUCGCCAGCCCAUCUGAGGCUGUUGGUGACUUCUUGCAUUUCACUCAAAUCGUCUGGCAAGGAUCCCACCAAGUUGGAUGUGCCGUCAAGACUUGCGGAACCGACAACUCCAUCUACCCAGGCAUGUACAUCUGGUACAGCGUCUGCAACUACUACCCAGCAGGAAAUGUUAUCGGUGAAUUCGCCACCAACGUUCUCUCUUAAAUGAUAUCAUGCCCAUUUGCACAUAAAGGAGUUCUUGGCGUUUAAGCUCUGGAGCUUAACUAACCUUUCAUGUAUGAACUUCUAUUGAGAGGGGGGUAUUGUUGCCUAGCUCUGGACCGCAACUCCUUACCUUCUAUACGCAUCUAAUGACAUCAUAUUAAAAAUGGACGGAAAUGGAUGAAUCUCGCGUCUUCCCUGGGUGUUUGACGACCUUCUUGACUUUAUGCGUUGCGCCUUUUAGAUACCCCUUGAUAGACCUGGGUUCCUAAUUGCUUUAAGUUAUUUCGCACGUAUUAGCAUUCUUCUGCUCAUUAUUCAGUUCUUGUACAUAGUUGAACUUAAACAGGUCCUUGAGAUCCUUUUUCCAAAACUUCAUUGGUUCCUGAUUGCAUCUGUGCUUGUGAUUUGAUGGUGAUUUAGCAUUCCUUGCCUUCCUUGGAGACCUGCCAGAGUGUAAGAUGAUUCAUCGAUUACCUUCAGGUCAAUGAAGAAUCUCGUUAACCCUCACCCGCGUUCUUGGGCGUUGAUCCGAUCUAGUUCAAACGGAUCUACAACGAUGUGACGAUAGAUGCAUGGUUGAAGUGAGGUGUGAUUGAGAUAUGUGCGGGAUGAAUAAAGCUUGGCAAAAAUGAGUCA